Molecule: messenger RNA, 1310 nt
Organism: Ananas comosus (pineapple)
Lineage: Eukaryota; Viridiplantae; Streptophyta; Magnoliopsida; Poales; Bromeliaceae
Product: polygalacturonase inhibitor 1-like
Exons: 2
Coding region: 99-1229 (376 amino acids)
Molecular function (GO): protein binding
Source: RefSeq, a predicted model, not a curated record
AAUUGAUCUACUCCCACUCCCUGUAUAAAAACACCUUUCACUCCGUCUAGUGAUCUCACCCCAAUCAAAUUUUCUUACAAGAGCAAAAUAUAUCAGCAAUGCCCAAUUGUACUGAUCACAAUCCCAACUCCUCUUCCUUCCUCUUCCUCAUCUUCUUAUUUCUCUUCUUCGUCUCUGUCUCGCUCUCCUCCUCUCUCGACUGCAACGCUGGCGACCGAGCAACACUUUUAAAAAUUAAGGACCAGCUUGGCAAUCCUCCAGAGCUUGCUUCAUGGCAGCCAGGCUUCAAUUGCUGCAGUUGGAACGCCAUCGAAUGCAGCGAAUCCGGCCGCGUCUACCUCGUCGCCUUCUUCCGCCUCACUCUGCAGGCCUCCUCCGUCCCCGUCCCUGCCGCCCUUGGCGACCUCCCCUUCCUCCGCACCAUCCAGCUCGACACCAUCCCGGGGCUCGCCGGCCCCAUCCCCUCCUCCUUCUCCAAGCUCUCGCAGCUCGAGAUUCUUGACGUCGAAUCCACCAACGUCUCCGGCCCCAUCCCCGCCUUCCUCUCCCGCACGAAUCUCAGCGCUCUCAUCCUCUCCAACAGCAAUUUCUCCGGCCCAAUCCCCACGGCCCUCGCGAGCCUGCCGAACUUACGCUACCUCGAUCUCAGCGGCAACCGCCUCUCCGGGCAAAUACCGCCCGGAUUGCUGCACGGGACCUUCAGGUUCCUUAUACUGUCCGACAACCAAUUGUCGGGCGAGAUACCGAAGGACUACGGCGAGGGCGACAUCGACACCGUCGAUCUCUCGCACAACGAGCUCACCGGGGACGCGUCGUUCCUGCUCGGGAUCACGAAACCGGCGACGAAGCUUGAUUUGUCGUGGAACGAGCUCGCGUUCGACCUGACCCGAGUGAUGGUGCCGCACGGGUUGACGUACUUGGAUCUGAGCCACAACAGGAUCAAGGGGAGGGUGCCCAAGUCGCUCAAGGACGUGAGGUUGCACUACUUGAACCUCACGUACAAUGAGCUGUGCGGCGAGAUCCCAACGGGGAGGUUCAUGGUGUACCAUAAGGCCGAUUCUUACCUCCACAACAAGUGCCUUUGUGGGACUCCGCUCCCCGCGUGCCGUCGCCUGUCUAGAAAAAUUCUAGAAUGCAACGAGCAUAUUAAUGACAGGCCUUUGUGGGACUCCGCUCCCCGUGUGCCGUCGCCUGUUAAGAAAAAUUCUAAAAUGCAACGGGCAUAUUAAUGACAUGGCGUAAUAAAUCAAUCAAAAAUCUCUUUUUAGAAAUAUAUGUCACAUUAUGAUUAUAAAAAAAUAUUUUUAUUA